Trichoderma harzianum CBS 226.95 is the source of this 675-nucleotide messenger RNA. RefSeq lists its product as hypothetical. The record is from RefSeq and is a predicted model, not a curated record. Bases 104 to 520 code for a protein of 138 amino acids. Lineage: Eukaryota; Fungi; Ascomycota; Sordariomycetes; Hypocreales; Hypocreaceae. The transcript has a single exon.
GGCGAUCAGUACACCAGGCAAUAAUCCUCCUCACCCAAGAGCUGCUCCCCGCAAAAUCACAUCUCACGAGUCACACACAGCCCGCGGUUUUGAUGGAAGGCUGAUGAAUCGAUGGCAUCUCUUGCAAGGCCGAUGCAAGACAUGGUCCAAGUACAGCUCGAGCAAAUUAACUAUUCCUUCUUUCUCUCUUUCUCUCAGAUACUACGAAACGCCAACAGCUCUGUCUCUCGCGAUAGCAGCAGCGUCGACACUGGAGCCCGUACCUGCAUGUCAUACCGUGUCAGCACAGCCUGCCAUUGAUGCAUUUCUUGCUUCACACUCGUCCCCACAUCCAUUGUUACUUUUCGCUGCUUCUCACCCUCCAGACUUUCGUCCCUUCUCCUGGUCCAUGCUCUGGCGAUCCUCACAGCUGAGCCCACUCUGGAAGUGCGGGCAUACACCCGCAAGCCCGGAUGCAAUGUAUCUGCACCAAGCAACUGAUGCUACUGCCGAGACAACCUCAAGAAUGAAAACAAAAUGAAAGUUGCAUUGGAAGGAAUCCAUGGGAUUUGCUAUUGCUCAGCAAAGGGAUUUUGCGUCUGAAGACGCUUCCUCAUCCUUCUCGGCCCGCCCAGACCGGCCCGCUUAGCAGAGUCAACCGCGCGCAAGAACUGCCCCCAUGUCCUCCAAUGUGGU